Molecule: messenger RNA, 1892 nt
Organism: Nelumbo nucifera (sacred lotus)
Lineage: Eukaryota; Viridiplantae; Streptophyta; Magnoliopsida; Proteales; Nelumbonaceae
Source: RefSeq, a predicted model, not a curated record
GGGAGAGAGAGAGAGAGAGAGGACGAGGGGGUGGUGAAUAUUUGAUUUUGACGUUUGCCUCUUUGUCUGGAUCUCUUAUUUGAAUAUCUGAGAAUUCUCUGUCUUCGAAGCGGAGAUUUAAUCAAAAUUCUCAUUAAUUUAAUGGUAAAUUCAAAGUUCAAUUCGAUCUUCCAUUUCUGACGGAUUGAGGAUUGAUUGCUUUUUUUUUUUCUCUCCCAAAAUUUUGUUCUGUUUUAUUCAUUUAUUUUCUAGAUAAGGAUUUCAUCGAUCUCAAGUUUAUUUUUUGGGGUUUGAUCUCUUGAAUUACCUUCAAAACUCUGAUUUUGGAUCAUUUUGACAGAUUGACAAAUUUCGUUGACGUAAUUUUGAUAGUCUUCUUUUUGUUGGUCCACUUGCUUGAAUUUGUAAUGGUUCUGGAAAAUUCGAAUGUGUGGAUGCUUUUUGGUAUUGCCCGGAAUCGGAAAAUUGAGGGAAUUGUAGGUUAGAGGUUGACGUUGUUGUACGGGUAAUUUGAAUGUUUUCCAGGUCAUUUCUAUACUUAUAGAUUCCUAUCCGCAGAGAUUUUAGUUAUCUGGUGCUUCCCAAUUGUGUUUAUUUUGAUAUUUAGUUUGUUACUUGAUGGUUUUUGGAAAGCUUGACUAUCUAUCUCCGAUGCAUUUUAUUGGGGUCAGUUUUGGGUGUAUAUAGAUAAAAAACAAAGAUAUACUUGUUGGAUGAUUGUGUUUUGAAAGCAGACAGAUGAAUAACCGUUUUCGUGACGUUGGGAGGCCUUCCCCAGGUAAUAUAAGAAGAUUAAAAGAGCUUCAACUUAAAAGUGAAAAUCGUUUUUGUGCAGAUUGUGGAGCUCCAGAUCCAAAAUGGGCGUCAGCAAAUAUUGGAGUAUUUAUAUGCUUAAAGUGUUGUGGUGCACACAGAAGUCUUGGUACACAUAUCUCAAAGGUUUUAUCUGUGGCAUUAGAUGAAUGGUCUAAUGAUGACAUUGACGCCAUGGUUGAAGUUGGUGGAAAUUCUUCAGCUAAUGCAAUCUAUGAGGCUUUUAUUCCUCAAGGUUACUUUAAGCCCAGACCAGAUUCAAGUCAUGAGGAACGUAUGAAAUUCAUCAGAUCUAAGUAUGAGCUUCAAGAAUUUUUGAAACCAAGCCUGCGGAUUGUCUCACUUCCUGCUGCUACUACAAGGAGCACUCUCCGGAGUACUCUUUCUAGAAAGAUUAUCGACACUUUUCGAAGUUCAAACACAUCAACUGAAAUGGAUGGUAUGAAGGAAUUCAUUGGCUUACUCAAGGUCAAAGUCAUAAAAGGCACAAAUUUGGCUAUUAGAGAUAUGCUGUCUAGUGAUCCUUAUGUUGUCCUGACUCUUGGGAAGCAGAAGGCCCAGACACAAGUAAUAAAUAGCAACUUGAAUCCAAUUUGGAAUGAGGAGCUCUUGCUUUCAGUUCCUCAGAGUUGUAACGCCAUAAAACUGGAAGUGUUUGAUUAUGACACCUUCUCAGCGGAUGACAUUAUGGGGGACGCUGUGGUUGAUAUCCAGCCAUUGAUCACAGCUGCAACUUCGUUUGGAGAUGCAAGUAAGUUUGCAGAUAUGCAAAUUGGAAAAUGGUUAAAAUCACAUGACAAUGCCCUCAUCGAUGAUAGUUCCAUUAACAUUAUUGAUGGAAAGGUGAAACAAGAGAUGGCACUCAAGCUUCAAAAUGUGGAAUGUGGAGAGCUAGAACUAGAGUUAGAGUGGCUGCCUCUGAACAACUAGCUUCACCAAUGUUAAUUUGCCCAUACCAUCUAUUAUUGAAUAGUUUCUAUGAGUUAUUUAUGAAAUAUAAUAUUUGUCUUAUGUAUUCGCUUUUUUUUUCCUCAAAUAUAUUCGUUUACCUUUUCCUGUAAAUGCUAUUUAUUAUUGUA